AGUUUCUUCGUUCUUUAUUCUCUAUAUUUAUUAUGUCUUCCGAGAGUACACAUACAGUGAGCGACCUCGAGGCGUCGUCAGCGUCGAGUGGAUUUGUAGAGGAGAAGAAGCAAGCUGAUGGAUCGAAACCAGACUGGAAGCUUCUCCUUAUGUUUGGUGUACUGGGAUUUGUAGCCUUGGCUCCAUGGAACUUCGUUCUCACUGAGCUAGUAUACUUGGAUUCCAAGUUCGAGCAUCAGUUCAGUUCCAACGUCUCCAUCUACUACGGUCUGUCUGUCAAUGUGGCCGAACUGUUACUCAUCUUCAUUGGCAACAAGUUCCACUUCGCCCCUCGUAUGGAUAUUGGAUGCAUCUUGCUUGCCUCGUUCAAUAUUCUCAUGGCGGUGGUCGCCAUGGUGAUUGGUGAAGAUGAUCCCGUUGACAACUCGGCCCUUGGGUUCGCGCUCGGUUUGGUAUGCACGUUCAUGCUUGGCUUUGGUCAUUCUCUCAUAGAAUCAGCCGCUUUUGGUUUGGCAGCACUUGGUUCCCAGACUUGUAUGAAUUGGGCUAUGAUUGGUGAGGGUGUUGCUGGCCUUAUCGGGUGGCCUAUCUACGUACUCAUAAACUAUAUUCUCACAUCAUGUGGGGUUCAACGUUAUGCUGAAUGGAGGUGCUUGAUCUUCUUCGCGGUCACCUCAAUAAUGACUAUCCUCGUUAUCCCAAUGUUCCGACUUUGUAUGGUAAAACACCCGUACAUGAGAGAUAUUCUCAAGAUUGAGGAGAGCAGGAAGAAGGAAGGCUUCACCAAGCGUCAGAGUACCCGUCCUGUGUACGCUAUCCUCAAGGAUAUCAUGUUGCCCGCAUUCAUUGUUUGGUCUGUUCUAACUAUAACCUUCACCGUAUUCCCUUCCCAAGUAACACAGUUUACCAGCUCAAAGGGCCCGGAUGACAGCGUCAACUUUAUUCCUCUCGUAACUUAUAUGUAUCAGAUUUUCGAUACUGUUGGCCGCUUUGCCCCGAACAUGGGAAUUCGCUUAUCACCAUUAUGGUUGGUUGUUGUUUCUCUCGGACGUGCUAUCUUCAUACCGCUAUUUAUUUGCAUCAGAGUCUUCCCGAGCGUCAUUCCUUUCCACUAUAACUGGUUCAAGCACGUUAUGAUGGCAAUAUUUGCUUUCAGUAACGGUGUCGUUGCUACUCUUGGUAUGAUGCUUGGUCCGAAGAAAGUUCCAAACCAUAAGGAUGAGCAAGAAAUCGCUGGUUAUGCUAUGGGAUUCUGCCUCAUCAAUGGUAUCCUCAUCGGAAGCAUCUUCGGUGUGUGGAUUACAGAUAUGCUAUGAGUUCUUCCCGAAAAUUUCUAGUAUGUCAUUUUUAUCUCUUAGUAUUCAUAUCUGGAUCAUCACUGUUUAUUUUCUACUAUACUGUUGUAACAAUCGCUGUGGUAAGUUUCUAUGAUUUGCUGGAUUGUUGGUAUAUUCCUCACUUUGUGGAGGAACGAUUGUUCUAUACACUCACCUUCACUGUCCAAUACUGUGAUUGUUAAAUCUUCAACGGUCGAGUGACCUCGUAGAU
This is a messenger RNA of Perkinsus marinus ATCC 50983, 1548 nucleotides long. RefSeq names its product equilibrative nucleoside transporter, putative. Bases 33 to 1316 code for a protein of 427 amino acids. The record is from RefSeq and is a predicted model, not a curated record. Lineage: Eukaryota; Perkinsozoa; Perkinsida; Perkinsidae. Gene Ontology annotation, biological process: nucleoside transmembrane transport. Gene Ontology annotation, molecular function: nucleoside transmembrane transporter activity. Gene Ontology annotation, cellular component: plasma membrane. The transcript has a single exon.